AUGGUGGGGACAGUGGUACUGGACAAUAUGGAGCUGCGGGAGAUGCAGAGAGAUUACCUGGACUUCUUGGACGACGAGGAAGACCAGGGAAUUUAUCAGAGCAAAGUUCGGGAGCUAAUCAGUGACAACCAAUACCGGCUGAUUGUUAACGUGAAUGACUUGCGCAGGAAAAAUGAGAAGAGGGCUAAUCGCCUCCUGAACAAUGCCUUUGAGGAGCUAGUUGCUUUCCAAAGGGCCUUAAAGGAUUUUGUGGCCUCCAUUGAUGCCACCUAUGCCAAGCAGUAGGAGUUCUACAUAGGACUGGAGGGCAGCUUUGGCUCCAAGCACAUCUCUCCCCGGACUCUGACCUCCUGCUUCCUCAGCUGUGUAGUCUGUGUGGAGGGCAUUGUCACUAAGUGCUCUCUAGUUCGUCCCAAAGUUGUCCGCAGUGUCCACUACUGUCCUGCUACUAAGACCAUAGAGCGACGUUAUUCUGAUCUCACCACCCUGGUGGCCUUUCCCUCCACCUCCGUCUAUCCCACUGAGGAUGAGGAAAACAAUCCCCUUGAGACAGAAUAUGGCCUUUCUGUCUACAAGGACCACCAGACCAUCACCAUCCAGGAAAUGCCAGAGAAGGCCCCAGACCAGCUUCCACGUUCAGUGGAUGUCAUUCUGGAUGAUGACUUGGUAGAUAAAGUGAAGCCUGGUGACCGAGUCCAGGUGCUGGGGACCUACCGUUGCCUUCCUGGAAAGAAGGGAGGCUACACCUCUGGGACCUUCAGGACGAUUCUGAUCGCCUGUAAUGUGAAACAGAUGAGCAAGGACAUUCAGCCUUCAUUCUCUGCUGAGGAUAUAGCCAAGAUCAAGAAGUUCAGUAAAACCCAUUCCAAGGAUAUCUUUGACCACUUGGCCAGGUCGUUGGCCCCCCGUAUCUAUGGGCAUGACUAUGUCAAAAAGGCAAUCCUCUGCUUGCUCUUGGGAGGGGUGGAAUGAGACCUAGAAAAUGGCAGCCACAUCCGUGGGGACAUCAAUAUUCUUCUAAUAGGAGACCCUUCAGUUCCCAAAUCUCAGCUUCUGUGGUAUGUGCUCUGCACCACCCCCCCUAUCCCUACCACUGGCUGGGGCUCCUCUGGAGUGGGUCUGACGGCUGCUGUCACCACAGACCAGGAAACAGGGGAACGCCGUCUGGAAGCGGGGGCCAUGGUCCUAGCUGAUCGAGGCAUGGUUUGCAUCAAUGAGUUUGACAAGAUGUCUGACAUGGAUCGUACCGCCAUCCAUGAAGUGAUAGAGCAGGGUCGAGUGACCACCACCAAGGCUGGCAUCUAUGCGCAACUGAAUGCCCGCUGUAGUGUGCUGGCAGCAGCCAACCCCAUCUAUGGCAGGUAUGAUUAGUACAAGACCCCUAUGGAGAACAUUGGGCUGCAGGACUCUCUGCUAUCCCGAUUUGACUUACUCUUCAUCAUGCUGGAUCAGAUGGACCCUAAGCAGGAUCGGGAGGUCUCGAACCAUGUCCUUAGGAUGCACCGUUACAGGGCACCGGGGGAGCAGGAUGGCGAUGCUAUGCCUUUGGGUAGUGCCAUGGAUAUCCUGACAACAGAUGAUCCCAACAUUAACUAGGAAGACCAGCAGGACACCCAGAUUUAUGAGAAGCAUGACAAUCUUCUGCAUGGGAACAGAAAGAAAAAGGAGAUGGUGAAUGCAGCUUUCAUGAAGAAGUACAUCCACAUGGCCAAAAUCAUCAAGCCCAUCCUAACACAGGAGUCGGCUGCCUACAUUGCAGAGGAGUACUCCCGCCUGCGCAGCCAGGACAGCAUGUGCUCUGACACAGCCAGGACAUCUCCAGUUACAGCCCGGACACUGGAAACCCUGAUUCGAUUGGCCAUAACCCACGCCAAGGCUCGCAUGAGCAAGACUGUGGACCUGCAGGAUGCAGAGGACGCUGUGGAGUUGGUCCAGUACGCUUACUUCAAAAAGGUUCUGGAGAAGGAGAAGAAACGUAAGAAGCAAAAUGAGGAUGAAUCAGAGACAGAAGAUGAAGAAGACAAAAGCCAAGAAGACCCAGAACAGAAGAGGAAGAGAAGGAAGACUCGUCAUCACUCAGAUGCCAGGAAUGGGGACUCAUAUGACCCCUAUGACUUCAGUGACACAGAGAAGGAAAUGCUUCAAGUGCAAACUCCAAAGUCAGCGGACUCACAGGAGACCAAGGAAUUCCAGCAGGUGGAGUUGAGUGAAUCCAGGUUGAAGGUAUUCAAGGUGGCCCUCUUGGAAGUGUUCUGGGAAGCUCAUGCCCAGUUGGUGGGCAUGAAUCGUCUCACAGAAUCCAUCAACCGGGACAAAGAAGAGCCAUUCUCUUCAGAGGAGAUCCAGGCAGCACUGAGCAAGAUGCAGGAUGACAACCAGGUCAUGGUGUCUGAGGGCAUCAUCUUCCUCAUCUGA
Molecule: messenger RNA, 2415 nt
Organism: Pteronotus mesoamericanus
Lineage: Eukaryota; Metazoa; Chordata; Mammalia; Chiroptera; Mormoopidae
Product: DNA replication licensing factor MCM3-like
Biological process (GO): double-strand break repair via break-induced replication; DNA strand elongation involved in DNA replication; mitotic DNA replication initiation
Cellular component (GO): nucleus; MCM complex
Molecular function (GO): ATP binding; single-stranded DNA binding; single-stranded DNA helicase activity
Source: RefSeq, a predicted model, not a curated record